Gossypium raimondii (Peruvian cotton) is the source of this 1452-nucleotide messenger RNA. Its product is annotated as mitogen-activated protein kinase kinase kinase 18. NCBI's taxonomy places the organism in Eukaryota, Viridiplantae, Streptophyta, Magnoliopsida, Malvales, Malvaceae. Bases 37 to 1437 code for a protein of 466 amino acids. Gene Ontology annotation, biological process: protein phosphorylation. The record is from RefSeq and is a predicted model, not a curated record. The transcript has a single exon. Gene Ontology annotation, molecular function: protein kinase activity; ATP binding.
GCCAUAAAGAAGAAAAUAAAAAUUUGAGUUUCGAAAAUGGAGAAACAGAGCCAUACCCAGAAAACUGCAUGGACAAGAGGCAAGUGUAUAGGCAAAGGCUCCUUUGGUACCGUUAGCUUAGUGAUCAACGAACUCAACGGUGCCGUUUCCGCGGUCAAGUCCGUCGACUUAGCAACGUGUCUUCCCAGCCAGUUGGAGUCUUUGGAGAAUGAAAUUCGGAUCCUCCGUUCGCUUUCCUCUCCUUACGUCGUCAAGUACCUCGGCGAUGACGUCUCUCCGGCGAAAUCUUUCCGUAAUCUUCACGUGGAGUAUUUGCCGGGCGGCACCGUUGCUGACGUGGAGAUUGUUAAGCGGCGGGCUGCUGACGUGGACGAGAGGCUUUUGCGGUGGCACACGCGGUGCUUGAUUUCGGGUUUGAAGUACGUGCACGACGAAGGCAUUGUACACUGUGAUGUGAAAGGAAAAAAUGUUUUGCUUGGAUCGGAUUCCAGUUCCGUAAAGCUCGCGGAUUUCGGCUCGGCGAUUGAGAUCAAAAAGGGAAGGUCGCUCAUUAAGCCACGUGGAAGCCCUCUAUGGAUGGCGCCAGAGGUGGUUCGCGGCGAGUAUCAAGGGCCGGAGAGCGAUAUUUGGUCACUAGGAUGCACCGUCGUCGAGAUGAUCACCGGGAAGCCAGCUUGGGAGGAUCACGGUUUCGACUCGCUACGUCGAAUUGCUUACUCGGAGGAACUCCCCGAGUUGCCGGCUCAGUUAUCCAAACUCGGUAAGGAUUUCGUGGAGAAGUGUUUGAGAAGGGAUCCAAAUCGAAGGUGGAGCUGCGAUCACCUGCUGCAGCAUCCAUUUAUAUCAUCGGCAUCGCCGCCGAAAACGAUAGGAGAAUCAUCUCCGCGUUGCGUUCUCGAUUUUGCCGGGUCGGAUUUCGAAGAGGACGAAAACACUGCGAAUUUCGAAUCGUCGGCGAAGGAGAGGAUCAGUAAAUUAGCGAAUGAUGGACGGGCAAUUUGGGAAUCGGACGGUUGGGCGACGGUAAGGAGUUACGCUCAUGAAUCACGUGUGAAUUGCGAGGAAGGGACAAGUACGGAAUAUCCGGAGUUGACGAGGACGCAUUUGGAAAUUUCCAAUUGGCGGCAGUGUGGUAAAUACGUGCGUGUUAGCGGGAUAAAAUCGUCGUUUGGUGGCCAACGGUGCGAUCUCUUGGCUGGUUCAAGCCGUCGUUGUUGGCGACAAAAGGAAAAGGUGGAGUUUGCGGUGGAGAAGGGAAAGUCGAUAUUCUGCAGAUUUUGUAAUUUAUUAUUACAAUUAAUUUUGUGUGAUUUCAAAUUAUUCCUAUAUAUUUUAUUGAUGUUUUUAAAUUACUUCGUUCUUCCUUCAUUACUUUUAUCCUUUACCUCCACCAUUCUUUUUGGUCCAACCUCGAAUCCAAUCGCCGCUACAACCUGAAAUCAAUCAGUUUCC